Messenger RNA from Myxocyprinus asiaticus (Chinese sucker), 640 nucleotides. It is a transcript of the gene fcer1gl, whose product is annotated as Fc receptor, IgE, high affinity I, gamma polypeptide like. Gene Ontology annotation, molecular function: IgE receptor activity. Gene Ontology annotation, cellular component: Fc-epsilon receptor I complex. The transcript is spliced from 5 exons. Gene Ontology annotation, biological process: cell surface receptor signaling pathway. Lineage: Eukaryota; Metazoa; Chordata; Actinopteri; Cypriniformes; Catostomidae. The coding region runs from base 26 to 379 and encodes 117 amino acids. The record is from RefSeq and is a predicted model, not a curated record.
CCCACAGUUUCCUGUUAAAUGUUAAAUGACAAUUUUGUCACUCUUUCAUUGCUCACUCUUCCUCUUCAAACAUCAGCUCGACUCUCCUUCUGUUUGUCAUCUGAAAGGAAAGAUGUGGACGUCUGGAAUCUGUCUGAUUCUUUUACUCAACGCUGGAUGUGUUGCCGCACAAGCAGACAGCAAUUUGUGUUACAUCCUUGACGCCAUUCUGAUCAUUUACGGCAUUGUGUUGACCGUCCUAUACUGCAGAUUAAGGAUGCGGCCGACUAAUGCAAAUAACACAGAGAAACAAGGGGGCGGAAUCUAUGAGGGUCUACAGCGUCCACAUCAAGACACCUACGACACGCUUCAUGGACUAAAGAAGAAACCGCUGGCUUGAUCCUCUCUCAAACUGUGCAGCUCAUUUAAUACUCUUGUGCAAUACGGUCUGAAGAUUACAGCUUUACAUGUUGCUUUUAUGGCAUUGGAAUAUAAUCUUGUUUAUAAGUAAAUACACAAAAGUUUCUGUUCUAUAGCUGUUAGCACAUUUCUAUUAAACAAAUAUUCCCAGUUUGUGUCACAGACAGUCAAUGUAUAGAAUGCUUGUGUAACUAAAGCUUUUAACUCAUAAUUAUACGUAAUAAAGUUACUUUACUAACAA